This is a messenger RNA of Leptosia nina, 1530 nucleotides long. NCBI's taxonomy places the organism in Eukaryota, Metazoa, Arthropoda, Insecta, Lepidoptera, Pieridae. The record is from the annotation of a GenBank genome assembly.
AUGGAGUGUAAAAAUUAUUGUGUUAUUUUUAUAAUAUUUGCUGUUGCAAUAGUCCAGGCUGUGGGUUAUGAUACAGAACUAUUUGAAACUCCAGCUUGUGAUAGCAGUGCAUGUUUUGAAUCUUUGCAUGGGGCUCUUGGAGAUUGCUCAUGUAAUGUAGAUACAAUUGACUAUUUUAACAAUGUCAAGAUAUUUCCGCGGAUCCAAAGCUUGGUGAGCAAAGACUAUUUUCGUUUCUACAAAGUGAACUUAAAGAAAGAGUGUCCUUUUUGGGCUGAUGAUAGUAAAUGUGCAAUGAAAUAUUGUCAUAUUAAAACAUGCUCUAAAGAAAGUGUCCCUGGCUUUGAUGAAAGUGAGUAUUGGGAAGAAUCUCCAGCACGUAAAUAUUCUAAAGAAGCUCCCAAACUGUGCAGUCAAGAUUCAGAUCAUGACCCAGAUUUAGGAUACCUAAAUAUGACGAUUAGUGCUGCUAGUCAGUUUGAAAUAGCUAAAUGGAAAGCAUAUGAUGACUCUCUUGAGAAUUUCUGUCAGAGUGACGAUAAAGAUGUUGAAGCAGAGUAUAUAGAUCUUUCACUAAAUCUGGAACGAUAUACAGGUUAUAAAGGCCCAUCAGCACACAGAAUUUGGAGAAGUAUCUAUCAAGAGAACUGCUUCCGUCCAAAAACCAAUCCAUAUCAGUCAUUUCCUUACGUCUUGAGUUCAGAUUUAGGAAAUAUGUGUCUAGAGGAGAGAGUGUUUUAUAGAGCUAUUUCUGGUCUUCACACCAGCAUCAAUAUUCAUCUAUGCUCAAAGUAUUUACUAUCAGAGAAAAAAUUAGGAUUUGCUGCCCCACCAGAAGGAGAGUGGGGUCCUAAUUUAGAAGAAUUUCAGAGACGCUUUGACCCUUCACAGACUCAUGGAGAAGGACCAAACUGGUUAAAAAAUCUAUACUUCUUAUACCUUUUAGAGAUGAAAGCUUUGGCUAAAGCAGGUCCUUACCUAGAGAGAGAAGAUUAUUUUACAGGUAAUUCUAAUGAAGAUGAAGAAACAAGAAAUGCAAUCAAGAAUAUGUUGGGAGUUAUUUAUUCUUUUCCAGACCAUUUUAACGAAUCCUUAAUGUUUAAUGGAAGUAAAGCUGCGACUCUUAAAGUGGAAUUUCGGGAGCACUUUUUAAAUAUUUCCAGGAUUAUGGAUUGCGUUGGAUGUGAUAAAUGCAAACUUUGGGGGAAACUACAGACUCAGGGACUUGGAACGGCACUGAAAAUUCUGUUUUCUGGUAAAUGGAACGUUGAGGAAGACCCAGAGCAAGGGAAGUUACCACUGAGGCAUAAAUCCCAUAAGCGGCUUCAGAGAACUGAGAUAGUUGCUUUAUUCAAUGCUUUUGCAAGACUUUCAAAUAGUAUUCGGGAGCUAGAGAAUUUCAGAAGUAUGCUGAGUGGAAACACGAAUCCAAGAAAGAAGAAUAUUUUCGCUGGACCCGACAAAUCAACGGUUGAUAUUAAAACAGAAGAAUGCGUUUCCGGAGGGACGAAGCCUAGAAUUUGGAGUUGA